Molecule: messenger RNA, 1137 nt
Organism: Sclerotinia borealis F-4128
Lineage: Eukaryota; Fungi; Ascomycota; Leotiomycetes; Helotiales; Sclerotiniaceae
Source: the annotation of a GenBank genome assembly
AUGGCUCCAUCAGCAACCACAACCCAAGAUCUCGCCAUCCACCCUUCAACCACCAUCAAAGACCUGGUUUCCCCCCUAAAAACAAGCCUACCGAUCCCCUCAAACACAAGAGCGAGAUUGGAAAAAGCCGGUAUUGAUCUCUCGGAUGGUUAUCCUACGCGUCCAGGACGUCCUUUAUAUCUGCAAGAUGUCCUCGCCAUCCGCAAUACCCCACGCGAGCAUCACGAUGCCGGAUCCCGCGCCGAUAAAACCAAGAAAAACCUCCUGGAAACUAUCCACAAGAAUAAUGGGAAGAUCGUGGAUUUGACUAAGAAUAUCGGGACGGAAAUAUCGGGUCUUCGUCUUGAUGAAUUGACGGAUGAGCAGAAAGAUGAAUUGGCUUUGUUGGUAGCGGAGAGAAGUGUCGUGUUUUUGAGGGGGCAAGAGGGGUUGAGUCCGAGGGUUCAGAGGGAAUUAGGUACUUGGUGGGGAGAGGUCGAGGUUCAUCCACAAGUACCGCAUGUACCAGGACUACCCGGCGUCACGGUGAUUUGGCCAGCGUUGCAAGCGAGUGAGAAAUCAGGAAAGCCGAAUUUCCGAAAUCCAGGCGGUGCGAGUCGAUGGCACUCAGAUUUGGUGCAUGAACUUCACCCUGCAGGAUUAACCCACUUGCACAAUGACACUGUUCCAGAAGUCGGAGGCGACACACUCUGGGCAUCGGGUUAUGCAGCCUACAGUAAAUUGUCCCCCGAAUUUCGCAAAUUUAUCGACGGGAAACAAGCCAUUUAUGUCUCGGCACAUACAUAUCUCGAUCGGGAUGAUCCGACUGCUGGUCCAAAACAUGUCGAACGAGCACAUCCUAUUGUGCGUGUUCAUCCAGUUACAGGAUGGAAGACAUUGUGGGUGAAUAGAGCGAUGACGAAGUCGAUUGUCGGAUUGGACAAGGCGGAAAGUGAUUUGAUUCUGGGGUAUUUGUAUGAUGUUUUUGAGAAGAAUGUGGAUAUUCAGGAUAAUAGAAGUACAAUUCAUAACGCGAGUUGGGAUUAUGAGGGGACGGAAGAGAGACAUGGGACGAGAGUUACGAGUUUGGCAGAGAAACCUUAUUAUGAGGAGGGAGCAAAGUCGAGAAGAGAAGCUUUGGGUCUGAACGAUGAAUAG